Elaeis guineensis (African oil palm) is the source of this 2586-nucleotide messenger RNA. RefSeq names its product abscisic acid 8'-hydroxylase 3. The record is from RefSeq and is a predicted model, not a curated record. NCBI's taxonomy places the organism in Eukaryota, Viridiplantae, Streptophyta, Magnoliopsida, Arecales, Arecaceae. Gene Ontology annotation, molecular function: (+)-abscisic acid 8'-hydroxylase activity; heme binding; iron ion binding. Gene Ontology annotation, biological process: sterol metabolic process.
UUUUUUAAACCCCCAUCACCUCUCCCUCCUCCUCUAUAUAAACCGACUAAUGCUUUCUCCAAAUUCCCGCAUCCCACCCCCUCCUCCUCCCACAGACCAACUCCCACCAGCCAUCCUGGUUUUUAUCAUAGGGAUGGAAACGGGUUAUAGCCUAAUCUACACCGUCCUCCUCCUGGCCCUUGUCUCCCAUCUCCUGAUGAGAAGGCAGCACAGGAGAAAAACCCAAGGAAAAGUGAAACUUCCACCCGGUUCAAUGGGAUGGCCUUACAUAGGAGAGACCCUUCAUCUCUACUCCCAAGACCCUAACGUCUUCUUUGCCACAAAACAGAAAAGGUACGGGGAAAUCUUCAAGACCCAUCUUCUGGGCUGCCCCUGCGUGAUGCUGGCCAGCCCGGAGGCCGCCAGGUUCGUGCUGGUGACCCAAGCCCAUCUCUUCAAGCCCACGUACCCUCGCAGCAAGGAGUGGAUGAUCGGCCCGUGGGCCUUGUUCUUCCACCAGGGAGACUACCACAUGCGGCUGCGGAGGCUGGUGCAGAGUUCCCUGGCGCCGGACACCCUCCGCGGCCUCGUCCCGGACAUCGAAGCCAUCGUCAUCUCCAUGCUCGACCCAUGGGAUGGCCGUGUGAUCAAUACGUUCCAUGAGAUGAAGAAGUUCUCCUUUGAUGUGGGUAUCCUCACAGUCUUUGGUGGCCGACUGGAAGAACGCUACAAACAGGAGUUAAAGAGAAACUACUUCAUCAUCGACAAGGGCUACAAUUCUUUCCCCACCAACAUUCCAGGAACUCUAUUCCACAAAGCAAUUCAAGCGAGGACACGGCUACGUAAGAAACUGAGUGAGAUCAUGAAUGAGAGGAGAAAGAAGGCAGGGGUGGAGAAGGAUCUUUUAGGCUGCCUCAUGAACUCACCGGAGCAUUUAAGCGCUGAUCAGAUCUCCGACAACAUCAUCGGUGUACUCUUCGCUGCACAGGACACCACUGCCAGCGUCCUCACCUGGAUCCUGAAGUACAUCCAAGACAACCCGGAGCUUCUUGAAGCUGUGAAGGAGGAGCAGAUGCGCAUACACGAGACCAAUGGGUAUGGAAGCCAACCCUUGACAUGGACCCAAACGAGAAGCAUGGUCCUCACUCAUAGGGUUAUAUUGGAGAGUUUAAGAAUGGCUAGUAUCAUUUCCUUCACGUUUAGGGAGGCCGUGGCUGAUGUGGAGUACAAAGGGUACCUUAUUCCCAAGGGAUGGAAGGUGAUGCCUUUAUUCAGGAAUAUACACCAUAACCCUGAAUUAUUCCAUGAUCCACAAAAGUUCGACCCUUCUAGAUUCAAGACUCCCCCCAAGCCCAAUACCUUUCUGCCAUUUGGAAACGGCGUUCACGCGUGUCCUGGCAAUGAGCUUGCCAAGCUUGAAAUGUUUGUCUUGAUCCACCAUCUGGUGACCAAAUACAGGUGGGAAGUGGUGGGAUCCCAAAGCGAGAUUGAGUAUGGCCCAUUCCCAGUCCCCAAGCACGGUUUACCAGCCAAGUUUUGGAGAGCUUCCACCACCACCACCACCACCACCAGCAGUAGCAACAGCGGUGGCGGCGCCCAACGAUGAUGUCUUUCUGCACCAUAAAUCUCCAGCCGGUCAUGCAUGCACAUUCCAGCAACUUGACCUAACCGGAUGAAUCUUAACGUCUCUAGCACCAAGUAGAUGGGGGCCCCAAUUCCUGUUACUUUGUAUUUGAUGGAAUAUAGUUAUCCCCCAAUGCAUUUAAUUGUUCAACCAAGGGGAUCUCUAUCACUAUCGCUCACUCUCAAUUGUCAUUUGGUCCCCCUCCAUCUUGUAAUUUUGUAUUGCUAGUAUCCAUUUGGAUGACAAAAUAGCAUGACAGUGUAACAUCAUCCUUGAUGCCAUGAACCCUACAUAGGAUUAGAUACAUGUUGUGCCGCCACGUGUCUCACCAAUGGAGUGGCUGUCGGAGGGCCAAGCGUCACUUCACCAUUGGUUACAAGUAGGGGGAGCAGUUAAGUGUGUGCCUUGAGGGAGAGGACAUUACUUAACUCCAGGAUUGUGUGGCCAAAGUUGCAAUGAGGGUGGGAUGGUCCUUGGGGGAACUUAGGAUGUGGUGGUGACCGGUGGCCCGUGGUCGGUGGUCGGCCUCUUAUUGGAUUAUCUCAAGGAUCAAUUGGGUGCACCAGUGAUUGUGGGUAGCCAACAGCAAAACGUACCGUAGGGUCUAUUUGGCUCAUGUCCGACUCCCACUCUUUUGAGAAUCCUCUGGAGAGGAUAGGCAAUGGACAUAUCAUGCCAGCCUUGUAGUUUGAUGAGAGGUUUGAUAGAAACAAUAUUAGGAAUGAUGAGUCUUUGUACAACUAUGACAACAUAGAUGUAGUAGGGGGCCAGUCACAAUAUCAUUAGAACAGGAAUCCAAGUGCCCCCAUGCACGGGUCUCAAAUGCUCAGUGAAAGUGUGGAAUGAGAUUGUGCAUGUGGGGGCCUUGGGCCUUGCAGUCAGCUGCAUCAAGGGCGACCCAUGAUCCACCUUUUUGGUUUGGUCUGGCAUUUGUCCAAUGAUGAUUGGCUAUAUAUUGUAGUUGGUACAAAAGCUCUUUCAUU